Pelobates cultripes (western spadefoot toad) is the source of this 19348-nucleotide messenger RNA. NCBI's taxonomy places the organism in Eukaryota, Metazoa, Chordata, Amphibia, Anura, Pelobatidae. The record is from the annotation of a GenBank genome assembly.
CGCCAACUGCCUCCAAUCCGCGUCGGGCAGCGCUCGCUCAGACUCCCGCCAAACUAUAAACCGCGCGAACACGGCUAGCUCGAGCUCCCACUCAGCAGUUUGUUACCGGGGAAACAGCCCGUGUGUGAGCCAUACCGAGUGACCGGACCGCACGGCGCCUGUACCGAGCCGACAUACACAGAGUUUACUUUCAGCCGAGGUUACGUUAGUUUGACGGUCCGUGUCCUUGUUACUCCCGAGAUGUGGAUCCAGGUGCGGACUAUGGACGGGCGGGAGACCCACCGCAUCGACUCCCUCUCCAAACUGACCAAGCUGGAGGAGCUGCGGCAGAAGAUCCACGAGGUGUUCGGGGUGGACAUGGAGAAACAGCGGCUGUUUUACCGAGGGAAACAGGUGAUCACCGACCGUGUGCUGUGAUUAAAUCCCACGCCCAUUAAUCUCAUCCAGCAGCUCAACCUUACUGGGAUAUUAACCCAGGACUAUCUGAGUAGUAUGGAUAUAUAUAAUCUGUAAUCCCCCACACAGCAUUCAAUGAAUGCCAGGGGUAGGUUCGGCUCUUUAAAUAAACUACAUCUCGUCCAGCUCUGAAGUAGUUGUGGUUGUUAGCGGCCAGAUCCUCUAGGUUAGUUGUAAAAGCAGCAUUGCCCGGGCCCAUCCUGAUGACUCACACAAAGUAAUACUACUAGCCAGGAUUUCAGGAAUGCUGCCAGUAGAUUAGGUCGCCUGCUGUUUAAAACUACAACUGUUGUGUUUUAUACCCCCCAUCUCCCAUAGACUGUAAGCUCUUUUGAGCAGGGUCCUAUUCAACCUAUCGUUCCUGUAAGUUUUUUUUUGUAAAUGUCCUGUUUAUGAUUAAAUCCCCUUUUUCUUAUAAUAUUGUAAAGCGCUACCGACUCUGUUGGCAUUGUAUAAAUGGCAAUAAUGAUAAUUUGCCAUUUUUAUAGCGCCUUUCACCCUGUGAGACUUAAAGCACUUUACAAAUAUACAAACAUAAAGACAUAAAAGCUUGGAGUUUCUGAAGGUCAGAUGAGCGGACUCCUUAGGCUGGAAAGGCUUUGUAGUAUUUGUGGUUGUGAGCAGUCAGAUCCUCUAGGUUACAUAUAAAAUCAGCAUUGCAUGACCCCAUCUUAACUGAUAAAAAGGUAAUACUACUAGCCAGGGUUUGUUACCCAAAGUUCCAUGCAUGGAAGGUCCAUGGUACACUCACCAGAGGUGAAUUUCGAACUCUGCCAAUCAUGUACAGUUAGUUAGAACUCUACAUUAGGUUCUGCUCCAGCUGAGUUUGUCCUGAUAUAGCACAGAUUAUGUAAUGGUAAAUUCCCAGCUGUUUACAUGAGCUUUAAAUGUUAUACCUUUGCAGCUAAAUAACGGCCAUUUUGUCCCAAUCUGAUCAAGACCGAAUGCCGAUAGCAAGUUUCAGUGACUUGCUUCAGUCUUGUUUCUGGGUGUGGUUGAUUUUGCGCAUGCAAUGACUGGAAUUGUUUGGUAAAUUUAUAUAGUUCCUCCAAAGGCGAACAGAGGCUAACACUAAGCCCUUGCAUUCACCCUCAGCCCGCUUUAAAGGAAUAAUCUAACUUUAGUAAAUUUAAUAAUGCUGCUGAUGAAUGUGAAAUGCUAUCUUUUGUGUGACCCCCUAAAGAAGUAGACACCAAAACCACUUAAAUUGAUUGCGUUUGUUAUGGUGCCUGGAGUCCUAAAUAAGUGCAAAAUGGCUUACUCACAUUUUAGCAGAGAUGCUAUGCAGUGCCAGCACACACAAACUCCUUUAAUUUACCUCUAAUUCAGUGGCAAGAUAAUCACUUGCUGCAACUUGGUUGUGCCUUUGACUUUUCCAGUAAAUUAUGCUCCCUAACCUAUUCUGCUGGAAUGCAGGGUGUAUGUACUUUUUGGGGGGAGGUUGCGCACUGCUUGUGGUGCUGUGCAUCUGUUGGAAUCUUGCAUGUAUUUCUGACUAGAGUUGUAAAAAGGGCCUGUAGAACGUUAGGAAUACAAACCUAUUCUGAUAGUGUUAUUGUUAUGCUAAUAUAAAAGCAUUUUUACAUACCUUGCAACCGCUGGCAUGCUCGUUUUGGCAGGGACAGAACACCUCAGAUGUUUUGUCAGUAAAUCGCUAUGGGAUUAUUAGGUGUUCAUGGAGACGCUGAACAUACAUCCUGCAUUCUUUGCAGGCCCUUGUCCAGGAAGUUCCUCUAGUGACUGUCCAAAUGAGAUUCAUAAAAGUUAUGGUGUAGUGACCGUUUCUGCUGGCUUUUUUUUAAUUCUUUAGAGUUUUGAUACAUUUUGAGGAACAAAGAGAAAACGUUAACAUUUCUGCCUGACAAGGUCAAAAAAAUGUGCAGUCGUUUUUGGCAGGUGACAGUCGCGAUUGGUCUGUACAGUUUUGUUUAGGUUUUUGGUGCUUCCCUUUGUGCAAGAUCUGGGUAGGGCUCCCUUAAGGGCAUAGCAGUGACCGAGACCAAAGGCAGAUCAUGGUGCCUGCUGUGGGAGUUUAGGGAUGUCUAGUUUGUGUAUUGCCCGUGUAAGUAUCGGAGGUAGCUGGACCAGUCCCAAGUGUGAUUGAUCAGUCUUACUAUAUAGUAACUGGUACUAGAGUAUUUGUUGCCAUAUAAGACAUAACUGAUAGUAGUCGGUGGCAUUUAUUUAGCCAUGGCUCAGGCAGUGGGCAAUGAAUAUCAUGUCUUGGUGAGAUUCAGUUUAGCAGCUUUUCUUUUUAAAGUUGCAUUUUUUAAAAUUUAUAUUGUACUUUUGUUAAUCUCAUUAUCUUGGGACUGCCAUUUUGUUCUCAUCUGUCUCCAGUUUUCCCUUCUAGAAAACUUAUUUGUGAAUUACCCCAAAACCCUCUGUUUUGACUAAAUGUGAGAAUUAGCUUAGCAGCUGAAAUGGAGCUUUGCUUACAAAAACACUCCAUAGUACAAAAUGUACUUGUUAACGUUCUUCGAAAAAAGAAAACGAACAUUUGAAAUGUAUUUCAUAACCACUGAAAUAAUAAAUCUCUUCCUCUUAUCUGCUAUGACACUUCUAUUAAAAAAUUGAUAUCAGUUUUAAGCACUUAUGGGUCAAAGGCUGCUCUGUCUUUGCGUUUUGGCAGCGCAUUACAAUUUUGGAAUAUGAUCCUUAAAGGACAGUUUGACUACAUAGACGGACUCUGGUCCUUAAAGGGACACUAGUCACCAAAUAAUUUGAGCUUAAAGGACCACUAUAGUCACCCAGACCACUUCAGCUUAAGUGAUUGGGUGCCAGGCCCCCCUAGAUUUAACCCUACAUCUGAAACUAUGUUUACACUGCAGGGAUAAUACAGCCUCUAGUGGCUGUCUCUCUGACAGCCACUAGAGGCCGCUUCUGCGAUUUACACUAGUAAAUUGCAGUUAUUUGACGCUGGACGUUCUAACGGAGUCCAGCGUCAAUUAAGAUCCCCAUAGGGAAGCAUUGAGUAAUGCUUUCCUAUGGGCUGGUUUGAAUGUGCGCGCACCUCUGGCUGUGCAUUUGGCUCCACUCGGGAACUGACGGCAGGGGAGGAGAGGCCACCAGUGCUAGAUUAAGGUAAGUGGCUGAAGGGUUUUAAAUCCCUUCAGUGUAGAGGGAAGGGAACACUCCAAGAGCCUAAAGUGCCAGGAAAAAGGGUUUGUUUUCCUGGCACAAUAGGAUCCCUUUAAUGAAGCAGUUUUUGUCUAUUGGUCAUGCAUCUGAAAUCUCAUUGCUCAAUUCUCCGCCAUUUAGGGGUUUAAUCACCUUUGGUUCUGUAUAUGUAGCCCUAGCCACACCUCCCCUGGCUGUGACUGAAAAUGAAACUAAUUUGUUUUCUUUCUGGCUGUGUCAAUCAGAUAUAACUUAUUUUAAGUUUAUAUCUCCUGCUCUGUAAACUGAACUUUAAUCACACAUGAGGCUGCCGAAGGGUCUAGCAAGCUAUAAACAGAGUAGGAGAUAAACAAUUCUAAAUUGAACAGAAUUUGGCAUGAAGGAAGUGUAAACAUUAGCUGUCUCUUUGCAGGAAGUGUUUAGGAAGGUUGUGUAAAUCACAUGCUGGGAGGUGUGCCAAGGGCUGCAUAAACAGUGAUUUAACUCCUGAACGACAGAGAAUUGAGCAGUGAGACUGCAGGGGCAUGAUCUAUACAUCAAAACUGCUUUAUUAAAGGGAUCCUAUAGUGCCAGCAAAAGUGUUCCUGUCACUAUAGGGUUAUUAGGUCCCCUACUCCCUCCCGCUGGGCCGAACCCCUUUCAGCCAUUUAUCUUAAUCCAGCGCUGGUGGCCUCUCUUCCCCCUGCCGACGUUGGCUCCCUGGCAGAGCCGAAUGCGAAUUACUCAAUGCUUUACUAUGGGCGUUAAAUGUGAUUUCUUUUUUUUCUCACACUGAGAAUAGCGGAAGAGGCCUUUAGUGGCUGUCUCCGUGACAGCCACUAGAGGCUGGAUUAACCCUUCAGUGUAAACAGCAGUUUCUGUGAAACUGCUAUGUUUUCAGCUACAGGGUUAAAACUAGGGGGACCUGGCACCCAGACCAUUUCAUUGAGCUGAAGGGGUCUGGGUGGCUAUAGUAGUCCUUUAAAGGAUCACUAUAGGGUCAGGAACACAAACAUGUAUUCCUGACCCUAUAGUGUUAAAACCACCAUCUAGCCCCUCUGGGCCCAUCAUGCUUCUAUAAAUAUAGCAUAAUCCUUAAUGUAUUCAAGCUUGAAGCUGUAGAUCUGCAUGCUGUUUGCCUCAGAAAAACAAGCUGUCGGCUAACAUCAUCAGAAGUGGUGGCUUGAUCCAAUCACAAUGCUUCCCCAUAUGAUUGGCUGAGACUGACAGAGGCAGAUGAGGGGCAGAGCCAGCAUGAUUCAAACACAGCCCUGGCCAAUCAGCAUCUCCUCAUAGAGAUGAAAUGAAUCAAUGAAUCUCUGAGGAAAGUUCAGUGUCUGCAUGCAGUAGGAGAUACUGAAUGUUUGGAUGCAUUUUAGGCAGCCAUGACCCAGGAAGGAUCUCUAACAGCCAUCUGAGGAGUGACCAGCGAAGUUAUCACUAGGCUGUAAUGUAAACACUGCAUUUUCUCUGAAAAUACAAUGUGUACAGCAAAAAGCCUGAAGGUAAUGAUUCUACUUGCCAGAACAAAUUCAAUAAGCGGUAGUUGUUCGGGUGACUAGUGUUUUUUAAACUAUUACGUAUGUAUUUUUAUAUGCUUAUUUAUUUAUUUUUUAAAGUAUACUCAAAUGUCCAUGUAAACUAAACUUUAAAGAAAAAAAGUUUACUGUUAGCUGACUUCUAAAGGAAACAUUAUUCUAUUAUAGAUGGAAGAUGGCCACACACUGUUUGAUUAUAAUGUUGGGCUUAAUGACAUUGUCCAGUUACUGGUGCGUCAGGUUCCAGCUUCUGUUCCUGCAAAGGAGAAAGAGUGUGAACUCUCCGAUACAGAUUCGGGCUGUGGUUCAGGCCAUAGUGAUUCUGAUAAAAAUUCGAAUAAUGGAGAAACUGCAAUGGAUACAGAGCCUACCCCUGCUGCUUCUGUAGAUAUUGGCCUGUACAAGGUAAGUUAAAGUCUUGUACCUUUUUGAAAUAUUUGUAAGCCACAAAACUAUUACUAACUGACAAUUUAUUUUACAGAUAGAUGAACUUGUGGAUGCUCGUGAUCUGAACAUGGGUGCGUGGUUUGAGGCUCAAGUGGUUAACAAAACAAAGAGAGUUGUGCAAAAUGGGACAGAGUCUGAAGGUCAGCCUUCAGCGUCAGAGGAUGAAGUGAUCUACCACGUGAAAUAUGAGGAGUGAGUAGCUUACCUGUUUAAAAAGCUGAGAAUAUUGGUGUGAAUGUAAGAGCUCACAUUUACAGAUAUAAAAUGUGACAUUCCUAUGCUAGUUGGUGUUUUUAACAUUGUAGGGUCAGGAAUACAUCCAUGUUUUCCUUUAAACUGUUUCUGGUGUACAUUUCAUACCCCUGCAGUGUCACUGCUUAUUGUCCUUUAAAAUUCUAAGGCAGAAAUUUGAUAAAUGAGUUUGCAGUCAUCACAGUCUGGUCUGUUAAAAAAAAAAAAAAAAAAAGCUAAUGCUGGAUUUUUGCUUUUUUGGUCUUAUAGCUCACUAACGUCCUGCAGUAGUUGAAUGAGUAGGACAUUCACUUUUGGAAUAGAACUAAGUCGGGGUUUUUUAAAAAAAAAAAGUUUUAUACAAUAGUUCAUAUUGAGUCUAUUCAACAUUCCAUUAUCAGAAGCCAAAUGUUUUUAGUUAGCUGGGUACUCCAUGUACCAACAAAGCUUGUGAAUUUGAACUGUUUUGGCCUUGUAUUGAUUUAUUUUUCUUAACAUUCAAACUUUUUAGCCCUGUUUCUCAUCAACAAAAUGUGGGUUUUCAUUUAAUAUGAAAGGUAAAUUAGUUGGACAUAUUUCAAAUUCUAAGUUUUGUUUUGAUUAGAACUUGCACAAUUGCCCCUGUCCUUAAGGGGGGCUAAGUGUAUUUGAUUUGAGUGAGGUUUGGGCCUCAUGCUAUGCUUGUAUCCAGUUUUCUUUUAAAGGUUUUUUUUUUUUUUUUUUGAAUGUGGUGAAAAAUGGCAUAAAAGCAAAAACUCAUCAAAUGCAAUUGAGCUCUGUGGCUAAAUAGCCCCUUUAGAUGUUUCACUAGUAUGUGCAAGUGAUCUUUACAGGUGAAUAUUUCCUCCACUACUACUACUGUGGUCAUGUAUAACCUAUAACUUAUUAGUGUAAAGGAAAACUCCCACCCACCAUCCUACAUUUGAGGGUCUUUAACAGUUUUACUCUGAAGUUGGGGCUCAGGCACCUCUGCAUCUCCCUGAUUUAAGCCAACAAUGAUUGUACUAAACUGUUUCAUAAAUUGUUUUGUUCCUUUUUUAGCUACCCUGAAAAUGGUAUUGUCCAGCUUACUGGAAAAGAUGUCAGAGCACGAGCCCGAACCAUCCUCAAGUGGAAGGAGUUAGCCGUAGGACAGGUUGUGAUGGUGAAUUAUAAUAUAGAUGAACCCAAAGAAAGGGGUUACUGGUAUGAUGCAGAGAUUCAGAAAAAGCGAGAAACGAGAACAAUCAAAGAAAUCUAUGCAAAGGUGGUGUUGGGGUGAGUACCGCCAUGUUUUUAUGUUGCUUAUAUCUAAGAACUACUGUAUAGUCUUGAAUUUAAUUACUUAUGGUAAUUGUAUUUUAAAGUCUUACCUUUUUAGGAGCAGUGGAAGUGGUUCAGUUUAACUUUUGUCUGUUUAUUAGAGAUGCAGGUGACUCGUUGAAUGACUGCAAAAUUGUAUUUGUUGAUGAGAUUUACAAGAUUGAGGAACCUGGUUGUGCAGCUGCUGGUAUUACAGAGAGUCCUCAAAAAAGUGAGUUGAGACUUCAAUAUCCUUUGCCAAAUUACUUGCCUGUAAUGCAUAGUUUAUACUUGAAAGUGUUUUUACUUCCUAAAUUUUCUUUGUUCUCGGUCUGAAUCAGUUUUUUAUUUUUUAGAAUGCUGGAACAAAAAUGUAGUAUAGAAUUGAGUCGCUAUAAAUGUUUCAACCAACAUGUCUCUUUUCAGCAGCGCUAUUUCCAACAUAAGAGGUAGCCUUGUUAAAUGUUGAUCUUACUGGAAAUUUUCUUUUACAGGGCAAAAUGGUCCAGAAUGUAAAGACUGUAAAGAUGAUCCAAAAAAAACAUGUCGUAUGUGUGCAUGCCAUGUUUGUGGAGGCAAACAGGACCCUGGGAAACAGUUACUGUGCGAUGAGUGCGACAUGGCAUUCCACAUAUAUUGCCUUAAUCCUCCACUUUCCAGCAUACCUCAAGAUGAAGACUGGUAAGUUUGCAACUACUGUUAAGGUCAAUGUCACACAAGUAAUAUAUAACUUAGUGGCUUUUUUGAAUUUUAACCCCAGUUUUGAUCAUUAGAAGUCAGUUUGACAUGAUCAGUUUCAAGCUGAGUUUAAAUGUCCUUUCCUUUAAUGAGUUAGUCCUCUUACAGGUACUGUCCAGAUUGCAGAAAUGAUGCUAGUGAAGUGGUCCUGGCUGGAGAGAAAUUGAAAGAAAGCAAGAAAAAAGCAAAAAUGGCAUCUGCUAGCUCUUCUUCUCAGAGAGACUGGGGGAAAGUGAGUAAUAAAUACAGAAUGCUUACAACCAAAAUUUAAACAGUUUUUUGUGGGUUUUAAACUUUUGUUUUCUGCAUUGUUUAGGGAAUGGCGUGUGUUGGUCGAACACGAGAAUGCACAAUUGUUCCUUCCAAUCAUUAUGGACCAGUUCCUGGUGUACCUGUUGGUACUAUGUGGAAAUUCAGAGUUCAGGUAAAUUGGCAUCACAUUAAGUUAAUUUUAUAAUUCUAUGUAAAAUUUAACAUUUGAGUGAAUUCAGAAGUUGUCUUUGCCUGGCAGGUGAGAUUUUUAAAGAUCUAGUGUGAAUUCUCCAUAGCACUUAUGCAUAUGUGAUUAAGGUUAUUAAUCAAAGUGAGAAUUCAAAGUGCAUUUCAAACCUAAGGCCAGAGUAGCCAAACUGGAAGCAUUGCUGAAUUAGACAAUUUUUCUAGUUAAUCAUUUUUUACUUUAAAUUUACCUUGAUCUUUCACGUUAGUGAAUAGCCCUGCAAGAGGCCAAAUUUGGGGACUAAACACUGACAACCCCAAAAUAAAAUUACCUAUAGUGCAUUAUAAAGGGGUCUUUUUUUUUUUUUCUCUCGAAAUUUUAGUGUUUUCACGAAUGCCUUUCACGAAUAUAUUGAUAUCACUUUCAGUAGCCCAAUGCCUAACUCUGGGAGACACUUGCUAAUUCUCCCUAUUGUAGUCUGUAUUCACCAUUUCAUUUUUUUGUCUUUAGGUUAGCGAGGCUGGUGUACACAGACCACAUGUAGCUGGUAUCCAUGGAAGAAGCAACGAUGGUUCGUACUCCCUGGUAUUGGCAGGCGGUUAUGAGGAUGAUGUGGUAAGGGAGUAUUACAUUUUGAAAUUUUUUAGUAGUGCCUGAGAUUUCACAUGUCUGUUUGAAGAAUGUAAUGUACUGAUGAAAGCAUAAAGGGUUCAAAAACAUGAGCCUGAUAAUUAUUUAGAAAUCAUCAGCACAAAUCUUCGUAACGGGUAUAUGCUAAAGUCAAAAUGAACAUUAAGAGAAAAUCACAUUGCUACCGCAUUUAAGCUGGCUUAAAUUUAGUAGGCUGGUUCCAAGUUUUCACACUAUGAGUGUAAAUUGUAAAUGUGGGUAAUUGCAGUAUGACAGAAGAUGUGGAGGCUGUCUAGUAAUGAACAAGGAUUUCUGCUACUAGGAAAUUAAGUCUUUGUAAUUAGCAGACGGUUGUCUUUGCAGUCUCACUGCUCACUUCUUUCAUUUAGACAUGUGACUGAUCUCCCUACACAUUUCCUGUAAGGAAAGAUCUAAUAUUGAAACAUGCUUUAUUGCACAUUCUGUUUAAUUUUGACUUUAUAUCUACUCUGUUUAGAGCUUGCAAUAGCAUGGUGUGUGAUUAAAGUACAACUUACAGUGCAGGAGCAAAGAAAUUCUAGUUUAAGAUUUGAUUGAAAAUCCAUUUUUGUUCACUGGCUGUGAGGCACAACCAGAAGAGAGCAUACAUAAAAAAUACUGGAAUUGAGCUUCGAUGCUACAGGGGCAUGAUCUAUAUACUAAAACAGAUUCGUUAACCUUAAAGGGAUACUAUGGUGAAAUGAAUGCAAAUCUGUAUUCCUGGCAUUAUAGCUACCUCAGUCUUCCCAUUUUCUCUAAAACUGCAAUGUUUUAUAUUGCAGCACUAAGUGCAAUCGGGACACAGUACCAAGACCACGUCAAAGAGCUGAAGUGGUCUGGGUGCCUAUAGUGUCAUUUUAACAGCAGAAGAUAGUCUAGCUUAAUACACUGUGCAAUAGGAAGGUGUGUAGGGAGGCUAGGUGAGUCCUACGGGGGAGGUGACUAGGGUUGUAUAUCAGUUUCAACUCUUAAAUUGUGUGGAAUUGGGCAUUGAUACUACAGAGGCAUGAUCUACACACCAAAACCUCUUAAGCCAAAGUUGUGGUACUUGGGGUCCCUUUAACCGUAAUGCUCAAGUAAGCAGCAGGUUCUGAAUAAGACAUAUUUUUGUCUGUCCAUAAGGCGAGUUUUUAAGGUCAUUUUUUGUGGCAUGUCCAGCUAUCGGUUUCUCUUAUAGGUAAAGGAUUCGAUUCAGGAUUCAAGUAAUCUUUUAAUAGGGCACUGAAGGUACUGUAAUUGUAUUGAAGUGGUUAUAGUGUACUAUGCUUCCAGUCAGCAUUGUUUAAUGCUAAACAAGAAUCCCCAGAAGCCUAUCCCCUCUGUACUGAUUGGCCUAAAGAGGAAGCAUUAGUCUUAAUAGCAAUGGGCUGUUGUGAUUAGCUGAGUCAGCUUACCAAAUUCAUCCUAUCACAGCACUCAUUGCGGAGAUGAUUUGGUAUGGCUUGAGGGAAUUGAUGAAUAUCUGUCUUAGCCAUACCUCCAGUGAGGGCUAGCUGAGUCACCAGGCACCUUUAUUUUGUGUUAAAACGGUUUAUAAAUGGUUUAAGAUUGAAUUAAGGGACUCGGCACUGUAACCAAUUCUUUGAAAUAAAAUGAUUAUAAUGCCUACAACGUCUCAAUAUAUGCCUUUGCUGGUGAGUCUCAAGCAUAGCUUAUAGAUCUGUACCUACCUGCGGAUGUACUUGUUAUAUAUACACUCCUUAUGGGUCAUGAGUCGUUUCAAAAAUUUUGAUUUGCUUGUUAUUUAGCUUUCAAAGACUGCAAGCCUUUCUUUUGGUAUGCAAUUGUCACAAACAUUAAGCAUCUGAAACGUUGAAAAUAGGAUGGAGUGAUUCAAUAGUAGGUAAAUUCUCAAAUAUUAGAAAUAAAAGUAAUGCCCAUUGCCUUGUAUUUUUUUUCUUAGGAUAAUGGCAAUGAAUUUACUUACACUGGUAGUGGAGGACGUGACCUUUCUGGAAACAAGCGUACAGCUGAGCAGUCAUGUGAUCAGAAAUUAACAAAUAUGAACAGGUUUGUAUGCAAAAACUUUAGUUUGUCUAGUUUGCCUAUAUGAAACCGCAAACGUGUGGAAACUGAAAAAAGAUUUGCUUGUACAAAAACAAUAGCCAAAUAAACCUUUUCAAGAAAACCAGAAGCUGAUGCAGACAACUUACAUAGCAGGGAUGUGAACAGCAAGCUUGUAUGGUGUUGCUUGGCUCAACAAAUACCCUUUCACCAUGUGCCCCAAAAGCUUCUUACCAGGCUUGGAAGACUUGCCCCAGCUGUACACACAAGGGUCUCACUCGCCUGGCCUGCUUUAGUUUUCUCUACCCCCAUCCAGCACUGAGUUGACCUACGACUUGCAGAUUCCCUUUAGCAGCAAGGCUACUUGCUUGUGAUAGAGCUAAAUUAAUUUUAAAGAGUGUCUGAAACGUGUUGGACAAUAGGAACUUUUUUACAUUUGCGAAUAUGCUCCUUGCUGAUUUUGUUUUACUGUCUUGAUACCUGCCUGUUCCUUAAAGUUUUUAUUUUUGCCUUUUUUUGUUUUGACCUCAACUGGUAUUCUACACGCAAGUGAUUCAUGAAGAUUUAAAGAACAUACAUAAGAUAGAGCUUCUUGUAUAAACGUUCAGUAAGUGUCUGCAAAAAUAUAAAUACAAAACACGAAUAGUGCAAUAUUGCUAUCACAAAGAUGGGCUAUAAGCAAAUCUAUAUGGUCUCACUCACAAGUCAAGAGUCAUAAAUCACAUAUGACUCAAAUGUUAAAAACUCGUGGACGAUUUUAGGAUGCCCAAUCCUCUUUUGCUCGCGGUUCUGCUGGACUCCUGGUUCCUCUGAUAGUGCUCCUGGUCAUCCAGUACUUCCAAUGUGAAUAUAGGGUACCACAGCCAAGGUCUCAUAAAUAGUAAACCUUUAUUGGUAAUCCCUGAUACAUGGAAAGGUUUGAGAGGCCAAGGCAGAACAAUUGUGCAUGGCACCCUCUUCAUACAAACAGAUAUUCGUUUAGCUUCAUAAAUAUAAAAUAAUAAAAAUAAAUAUGAAGCUAAAUGGAUAUCUGUUUGUAUGAAGAGGGUGCCAUGCACAAUUGUUCUGCCUCGGCCUCUCAAACGUUUCCAUGUAUCAGGGAUUACCAAUAAAGGUUUACUAUUUGAGACCUUGGCUGUGGUACCCUAUAUUCACAUUGGAAGUACUGGAUGACCAGGAGCACUCUCAGAGGAACCAGGUGUCCAGCAGAACCGUGAGCAAAAGAGAGGAUUGGGCAUCCUAAAAUCGUCCACGAGUUUUUAACACUUGAGCCAUGUGAUUUAUGACUCUUGACUUGUGAGUGAGACAAUAUAGAUUUGCUUAUAGCCCAUCUUUGUGAUAGCAAUAUUGCACUAUUCGUGUUAUGUAUUUAUAUUUUUGCAGACACUUACUGUAAGUUUACAAGAAGCUCCAUCUUAUGUAUAUUCUUUAUGUAUUCUGUAGAGGUGGUUUAGGGAAUACCACUCAAGGUGUUUGAGCUUCACUCUGUUCACUCCAUAUUGUGUAUUUAUCUGUAGAUUCAUGAAGAUUUAAUCGCUAAUGCUUUGUAUAAAACAGAUUCGUUCAUGCAUGCUGACUACCACUUUCUUUGACAGAGCUUUGGCACUAAACUGCAGUGCUCCUAUCAAUGACAAAACUGGUGCCGUAGCAAAGGAUUGGAAAGCCGGCAAACCAGUGCGUGUUGUUCGUAAUGCUAAGGGACGGAAACACAGUAAAUAUGCACCAGAAGACGGAAACCGCUAUGAUGGGAUCUACAAGGUGAACAUUUCAUGCAUCUUAAGAUUAUUGUAAAAUGUUUUUUUGUUAAUUUCUUAAACUUGAUUUGCAUGUUGAUGGUUGUUCAAAACAAAAAUUUUCUCCUCACCUCCCACUGGAUGGAGAGACUUGUACACAAACUCACACUUUUAAAAUGUUUAUCACCUUUAAAAGGGACAUACCGUAUAUACUUAUAUAUAUAUUUUGUGCUGAAAACCCCCAACUCGGCUUAUACUAGAGUCAGUCUGUAUUAUGGCAAUUUACAUUGCCAUAAUACAGACUGGGGGCUGGCAGAGCUGUUACUUACCUCUCCUGCAGCUCCUGCCAGCUCUCUCCUCCUCCGCGCCGGUCCGGUCAGCUCCCAGUGUAAGUCUCUCGAGAGCCGCGGGGUCAUAGUGCGGCUCUCGCGAGACUUAGUGUGAGCUGACAGAAGAGCUGCACGGACCGGCGCGGAGGAGAGAGCUGACAGGAGCUGCAGGAGAGGUAAGUAACAGCUCUGCCAGCUCCCCUCCUCCCCCCACUGAACUGCCAAUGCCACUGGACCACCAGAGAAGGAGAGCCCCCCUCCCUGCCAUGUAUCAAGCAGGGAGGGGGGACAAAAAAUAAAUAAAUAUAUAAAUAAUAAAAAAAUAAUUAAAAAAAAUAUAACAAAAAAAUUAAAAUAUUUUUUUUUUAAUAAAAAUGCCCACCCCCCACCAAGGCUCUGCAUCGCACGCUGCAUCGCCACAUGCUGCGCCGCACGCGCGGCGCCCAUCAUGCACGCACACUGUAAAUAAAUAUUCAAUUAAUAUAAUUUUUUUAGGAUCUAAUUUUAUUUAGAAAUUUACCAGUAGCUGCUGCAUUUCCCACCCUAGUCUUAUACUCGAGUCAAUACGUUUUCUCAGUUUUUUGGGGUAAAAUUAGGGGCCUCUGCUUAUAUUCGGGUCGGCUUAUACUCGAGUAUAUACGGUACAUCAUUUUGAGCCACUGGUCUCACUCAGGACUUCUGCAGGUUAAAAUUUUUAUUUUCUGGCUUUUUCCUAGUGCUUUUAAUGUCAGCCAUGGAAGGAGUCGCUACUCUAGUGCUAGAGCUUUACACAAUACCCAGGCCAAGUGUCAAAUGCCAAGUCGUGGUUCACACAUUUCCCCUGGAGCCACAUUAGCACCACUUCCUCAUAGCACUUAUUGAACUGACAGUUAUAUACCUUUUUAAGUCGCGCCCAAAUGUCUCUGGUUAGAGGAGGAACCAAUGACAUUUGAGGCAAGGCUUUUCCAUUUAUGUGCUUAUUCAGUAUUUAAAAUGGUUUGUUUGUGACUCAUGAUUUAGGCAUAGUGGCUAACAUUUAUUGAUUUGUGUGUUUCUACACUUAUGUUCCUAUCCUUUUUUAAACCUGUGGAUUUGUCCUGAUUGCCUGUUAUGGAGGUAACUAGCCUUCACCACAAUGUAUUCUGUUUUCUUUGGAGUGCCAUACCACCCAGCACAUUAAGGCUCUCGGUUGUUUUUUUUCUCUUCUCGCAGCUCACCCGGAUAGUCAGGUGUGUGAGAACUAUCAAUAUUAGAUCUCAACUUGGAGAACUUACUCUUGGGAUUUAAAUUUGGUUCUGUCCUCUGUCCUUUGAUACAUUUGUGCUUUUACAAAACUUUUCUCUGACUUUUAAAACUAAAGAUUUUUUUCAAUGACGUCCUCCUUAGUGACCUACAGUUGUUGGGUGUAAAGUCACCUUACCUGGUUUCCCAUGCAGAUAAAGUGGUUGUUACACUACUUUCUCCCUUUAGAACAAAAGUAAAUUUGACUAAUCUGCUUCAAGAAACUUCUUCCUGAAUUUUGACAAAAUUACUAGAUGCUAAGUAUGCUCUAAAUAUUUGCGUACUGCUUUGUCUCUUCACCUGGCCUCUAUGAAAGAAAAAUAAAGGUAAAUCCACCUCCAAACCCUCUUUUGCAAGACGGAUAAGAAAUGCUGUUCAGAAAGCUUGUGUUCUAAGGUCUCUCCUUCAUGUAAAAAAUCAUUCAACUCUACUUCCUGGGCUUUGCAUGCUUCAGCUGAACAGAUUUGCAAAGCAGCAACUUGAUCUUAAUUGCAUUCAUUCACCAAACACAAAUUAAACAUUGCCUCAAGUCUGUUUUGGGGCAAAAGAUUUUUCAACCUAUUCUUUUGGGGGGGGGGGGAAUUCCUUAACGUAAAAUCAAUUUUCCGCAGGAUUAGCCACAAUAUAGACCUCCUCCAUAACUUCUAUAAAAUCUGCAGUAUUCUGGUGUCUUGAUUAAGGUUCUGGAGGGUAGGGAGGGGAUAAGGGGUUGUACUAGCACAUUUUAAAGUGUUUAUUUUUAUUUUUUUCUCCAAUUCUCUGUCCAGUGCGACUUUAGGAGGAACAUCCAUGUGGUUAUACUGCUGCUAACCAAAUGGAAAUAAUGGUCUGUGAAAUGUUUUCUUAUCUGCUGUAGGUAGUGAAGUAUUGGCCUGAAAAAGGGAAGUCUGGGUUCCUUGUAUGGCGCUACAUGCUGAGGAGAGAUGAUGAAGAACCAGCUCCAUGGAGCAAGGACGGCAAGGAAAGAGUAAAAAAGCUUGGUCUCACUUUGCAGGUAUAACUUUCCACAACUCACUGUCACAAAUUUAUAUAUGGCGUUCGUUAUGAGCUCCAUCUUAUCUCAUUGUGAUCACUUUUGAGCACAUAAUAUAUACUUGUUGCUUGGUCUGCUCCAGAUACUGCAGUCCAUUGGGAAUUAUUCCAGUGGGCCAGUAGAGGCCUGAAGAGCAUUGAAAUUGCGGACCGGCAGCACAUGCACAAAUAUUGUAAGCAGCCUUGUGUCUGCAGAUCUGUGCUAAAAGGCACCCUAAUGCACUUCUCAAAUAGAUUGGGUGAUUCAUGAUUUUAGCAUGCAAUUAGUUUUUAAAGUGGGAACUUUUCAAAUCUGUAGUUAAAAGGUUUCUUGUCCUAUUCUUCCUUGUCAGUAUCCUGAAGGUUAUUUGGAAUCUGUCUUAAAUAAGGAGAGGGAGAAGGAAAAUAAGCUGAAUGAUCUGGAAACUCCUGAAAAAGGAAAACGGAAGAGGAAAUCUGGUUAGUAAUUAUUUUUUUGAAAUGUAAAAAUAUGUAUGCACGAAGUAGACUUUAUUUUGUUAAGAACUAAUUGUGUUGCAAAUAUUUCUCUAGACAAAGGUGAUGUUCUUGAAGUACUUGAUGGAACUCCAAAGAAAGUAAAGGUGGAACUAUACAAACUCAGCGCAGAGCAGAAAGCUCUUAUUAAAGCGGAUACACUGAACACGAAAUCAUGGAAUGAAGUAAUGCCAUUCCUUAAAGAAGGACCUGUAAGUUUUCCACAUUGUAAUUCUGUAAUUAACUUUGGCUUUUUAAGGGGUUUAUAGUUCAGAAAAUUAUUUUAAAAAUUAUGUAAAUUUUUCUUGCAGAAAUUUUUGAGCAAGGUCGAAGAAACAUUCCUGUGUAUAUGCUGCCAAGAAGUAGUCUAUGAACCAAUCACAACUGAAUGCUUGCAUAAUAUUUGUAAGGUGAGUAAACGGCUUUAAAGUUUUUGAAAAUGUAUUAUACAGUAGCAUAUAUAUAGUGCCCAUUGCUUUUUAGACAACUGGAUUCUUUUUCCUUUCUCUUUUCGUGGACCAAAUAAACUGCAAUAUGACUUGCCUUUAAUGGGACAUAAUUGCAAUGCCAAGUUAUGUAUCAGGGAAUUGUAUCAACAGACGUCUGUAUCUAUCAGAGUGCUCCUUUUAAACCACUUUGAACGGUUUUAACUACUAACCUCUGGUCCUGGUCACCCGUAAUGCUGCCUUCUCGGUUUUCUCUAUUACCAUUAAGUAAGUUGAGAUUAUCUGCAUCAGCUGGCGUAAAUAACCUUUCACUGGUUGUCCAUUACAAGUAAUAGUCAAGGCAAUGAUUCCUUUGGCUGCUCUAACAUGGCACAUGGUGACUCUAGGCUCCACGACUUAAUUGAGAUUGCUUUGUUGUGGACUGAAGUAGCCGUUUAAAAGGUUCACUGUAUAACAAUCUAGAUACUACUAAAAUCAGGACUCAAAAUUUUCACUAACCAGUGGCAAGUGAAAAUUUGGUCCUAGCAAAUAGAAAUUCACCUAUGGAAGAUAUACUAUUGCUUGCAGUGGUGAGUAACUUUUAAGCCUAUCUGACAUAGUACUUCAGAUUUGAAGCCCUGGUAUCACUUUUAAAUAGGUGGCAAACUUAUUUUUCUCUAAAUGCUUGUUAUGCCCUUCAAUCACAAAAAAAAUAUAUUGUUACGUCAUUGUUGACAUGGAGGUACUUGAAGCCACUGUACCCUUAGAGCAGGGGUAGGCAACCCAUUGUACUCUGUGUGCCUUUACACGGCACUCAAGACCUAGAGCUAAACAAGCUCUGGCCUAUCAGGAGUCCCAGUGGAACUUCAGAUAUCUAUUUGUGCAAAAAGGUGGUAAGGGACAAUCCUCAAUUUAUGCAUUACAACACUUAAAGGAAUGAGCGGAGAUCACUUCCUUGCAGCAAACCACACUAAAGUAGAGCUUCCUGCAGCAGCUUUUGCCCACGACCUUUACUUUGCAAGUCCCGUCCCCAUUGAACCCCAGGGAAGCCACACACUGCUAGAUAUGCACCAAGCUGCAGAAUAAGCCUCCCCUUCAUACAAACCGCGCACAAACACACACUGUCCCCACAGACACACCACUGACAAUCUGCAUACAUGCACAGAACUCCACAAGCAGCCCCACACAUCACACUACCAAACAGUGUGACAUAUCCACACACAAUUCCACAAGCAGCCACCAUACACAUCCCACAUUCAUUGGUAUCAUAGACAAUGUCACAAACUACUCCAUAAAUAUAUACAAUAUGAUAGCCCAGAUACGCACAACUAGAACACUACAAAGAAACUAUAUACAGCACUCAUAGCACAACAUACAUACCUCAAAUAAAAAAAUAGGACUGUCACACCAAGGGACGUAAAGAUCUUAUUUUGGCACACUACUAGAAGGUUGUCUACUCCACCUUAGAGCAACCCCUUGCAAGUCCAGAGCGUCCCUGUCUCUCUAUGGUGCUGGAUUAAGACCUAAAUCAUACUAUUUGGAAGAACGGUAUCCCUGAGAAAUCGUGUAUAUACCUUGUCUGCAAUACUUUAAAGCAUUUGUCAGAUUGAACCUUUAUUCAGCGCUUUUUAGGCAUGUUGGCAUUAAAAAGGGUAUUGAAUAGCUUUCUGGUUAGUGGGAAGCCUGUCUGUUAAAAGGUGUAUCUAGCCUCACCAGAAGAUUACAAACUUACUAGGUACACGAUUAUCCAUUUUUUCAGAAAGGUAGCUUUUUUGUAAUGUGUAAUAAACCAAAAUCUAUGGUAAACUGGACUUGUUUAACGAAGACUAUUAUGUUUUUAAAAUCUGAAAGCUGUUUCUUUAACCAAAAUCGUUCUUCACACAGGGUUGCCUGGAUCGUUCCUUUAAAGCAUCUGUGUACAGCUGCCCAGCCUGCAGAUUUGACCUGGGCAAAAACUAUUCCAUGAGUGUGAAUAAGCCACUUCAAACCAUCCUACUACAACUGUUUCCUGGAUAUGAACGUGGACGGUGAUAAGGAUGCAUAUAUUGAAAGAUCUGCCUUUAUUUGUAUGGAUUUAAGGGACUGUUUUUUUUGUUGUUAAUCCUGUUAAUAGGAUUAUUUUGUUAAAAUUCUUCCUUUCCUAUUGCAGAUGUAUAUCUGUACUGUGGGGACACUUCAGGUUUUGGAAAUCUAAAGUUGUCUUUCUACCUGUAAAAUUAAGGGUAAUUGGGAUACUUGUCUUGUUAGAAGCCUGGACAGGUAUACUCAGAUUUGACUGUCGUGUGCAAAACCGUUUUUUCGCAUAACCCAUUUCCCUUUGGAGAGUUGCAGCACCUAUUUGCUUUACUUUUUUAUUUUUCUUGGUCCAGGGAUAUCCUUCUACCUCAAUCAGACCUUGACUGUUUUUUUUUUUUGUUUUUUUUUCUCUCUCUCAAGACUGCAUGCCUGCCAUAGCUGCAGAUUGUUCAGUCUCACUGCCAUAAGUGCUUUAGGUAGAUUGGUCUUGAAUUUGUUUCAUGAUUUAAUUUUUUUUUUGAGCAUUUCACUGUAAACUUUUCAAAUCGUAAGUGUUAAUUGGGGCUUCAUUUUUAUAAAUUUGCAAAUAAAUGUGCCUCUUGGUUUUUGUAUCAACUCCUUGGUUUGCAGGUAGUUUCCAGUUUUGUCGUUUGCCAAGCUACAGAGCCAUUUUUACACGUCCAAGCUGUUUAAUUUUUAUUAUACAAAAACUGGCCUAAAUGAAAUGUAUUUUUCCACUAGCUGUGUAUUCGAAGUAGUCUUGCUUAUCUAGCAGUACUAUAUGUAACUUUAUCAGUUCUAUAUUUUGAUUGUCUGGACUUUACUUUCAAGUGGUUUGCAUCUUUUUAGUACUGGUGCAUCGUAAGCCCAAUGUAAACCUAGCAGAAUUAUUUUUAACUAGUUUAUCUUACUAUACAAAACUAGCCUGAAAUAUUUUCCCACUGGCUGUUUUCCAAAUAGUAUUGCUUAUCUAGCUGUACUACGUGUAAUUUUAAACUGUUUUAUUUUCUUCCCCCCAGUUUUUGGACUAGACUUUUGAGUUGUUUGCAGGUUUUUUUAGUCAUGCUUUAAGCCCAAUGUAAGGGGAGCAGAAAAACGUUUUAAACUAUAUCUAUUAAACAAAAUGGCCUAAAUAAAAUGUUUUUUCCUCCAUUGGCUGUGUAUUAUUGCAAACAUAAUAAAUUUUUCAUGCAAUGAA